GCUUGAUUUUUCGCAAUGGGAGCUUCCAGAUGAACAGUCCUUUGAAAACAUGGAAACAAAUUCCAGUGUUCAGUUACCAGCUAAGCGAAAAGCAUCAGAGUUGCACACGGACCCGUCAAAAGACAGGGUUAAAGCUAGUAAACAUGGUUUUUUUGUGCCCACGUUUAAAGAAAUACCUAACGACCCAGACUUCUGUGCCACUGAAGGGCCAGCUGAGCCCCAAGGUCCAUGUGCCCCCUCUUGUGAUGAUGGACCUCUGGAUGCAGGCCGAGGCCCGAAUGCUGCCUCUCGUGUUCCUCAAGGGCAGGAGGCUGCCAGAGUGCGAGAUGCCACCCCUUCCGUCCCACGUGCCCCCUCUCAUGAUGACGGACGUCUGGAUGCAGGCCGAGGCCCGAAUGCUGCCCCUCGUGUUCCCCAAGGGCAGGAGGCUGCCAGAGCGCGAGAUGCCACCCCUUCCGUCCCACGUGCCCCCUCUCGUGAUGACGGACGUCUGGAUGCAGGCCGAGGCCCGAAUGCUGCCUCUCGUGUUCCCCAAGGGCAGGAGGCUGCCAGAGCGCGAGAUGCCACCCGUUCCGGCCCACGUGCCCCCUCUCGUGAUGACGGACGUCCAGAUGCAGGCCGAGGCCAGAAGGCUGCCUCUCGUGUCCCCCGAGGGCGAGGGGCUGCCAGAGCACGAGAUGCCACCCGUUCCGGCCCACGUGCCCCCUCUCGUGAUGACGGACGUCUGGAUGCAGGCCGAGGCCAGAAGGCUGCCUUUCGUGUCCCCCGAGGACGAGGGGCUGCCAGAGCACGAAAUGCCACCCCUUCCGGCCCACAUGCCUCCUCUCGUGAUGACAGACGUCUGGAUGCAGGCCGAGGCCGGCAUGCUGCCUCUCGUGUUCCCCGAGGGCGAGGGGCUGGCAGAGCGCGAGAUGCCACCUCUUCCGUCUCUCGAGGGCAAUAUAUCCCACCUUCAUUUCGUAAUCGGCCUGGCAUACCUCCUUCGCUGCCAUCACAGUCUCAAAAUAAUGUCAUUGGAAGAUUUUUCAGCAGUAUAAGAAAUAUGGAAGUGGAUGAAGUUGCGGACACUUUGCAGAAGAUAACCGAGACCAACCCAGCGUUCAGCGCCCCCGUAGGGCCACGCAAGGCAGUGUGGAUCAUUGGCCAUAGUAUCGUUUACUCGGCUGGGGUCUACGCAGCUUCCUCCGGGUGGGGGACCGCCUUGGGACUUGAGGAUCGUCUGCAGGUCACAUGGAUGGGAAACCGAGGGAUGAAGUGGGACGAUCUCCUGCCGGCCGUCUCCCUCCAGGUCUCCCUCCAGGGUUCUCCGGAUGCCCUCGUCAUCCAGCUGGGCGAGAACGAUCUCCUAGAACGAAAAGGGGUUGAUCUCAACAUUGCCAUUGCUGCGGACUUGCACACUCUCGUCUCCAGACUCCCGAACACGCGGUUCUUCUGGUCAGACCUGCUGGAGCGCCGCGAAUGGCCUGCGGCUACCACGGCGGAAAAGGGGGACCUUGUCAGGAGAAAUGUUACCGCCGCGGCAGGGCGGCUCAUCGAAGCGACUGGUGGCGUCGUCAUACGGCACCCGGACAUUAACUUCAAGCAAACGGCCCUCUUUAGGUCCGACGGCAUUAACCUCUCGGAAUGGGGGAUGGACAUCUGGCUCCAUAGCAUUCGCUACGGGCUGCUUUGUUGGCUGCAGUCUUAGGCGCUCUGGUGGGAGCAGGGCGGCUCCCCCGGCUCUUGCGGCAGGAAUGGAUGUCCAGAACGUGAUCAGGAUUCUGACUGAGAAUGGGACCCUGAAACCAAAGAAAACCACCAGUGCAAGUUGAAGAAAACGGCAUUUUGUGUUGGUGCGGCUUUUGUGGUGCACCCUAAGUCAAACUUUUGUCCUUUGGUUUUAGGUUUAUCUGGGUUUUUUUGAAUAGCAGUGUCCAGUCCAGAAUUAAGAUGAAAAUGAGUACUCUUUGUCCUUCUGAUUUACAGUAUCUUCCUGUCAAUCAGCUGAGGGAUCUGUUCUGCCACUCUCGAUUGUCCUGGUAUAAACUAUGCAUGGCCCUGCGCUCAGGCAGCUGGGUCGGGCCAACUCAGAAGCCGAGUGAAAGAAGGAAACAGUAAAUGGGAGAAGUGCUUGCACGUCCAUUAUAUUAUCGAAUCCCCAGCAAUGCUCGCAGUGCUGCAUCCUGACAAACAUUCAGGCGAGCGCACAAGAAAACCACCAGCUGCACUGCAGCAGCAUUGCGUUGCUGCUAACACUUAACUAAUUCUCACCCUGGCCCCAGUCCUAGGGAGUGCAGGGAAGGGUGGACAGCUAGUUGUGCACAUUCCGGAGGUGUUUUCUGUAGAAGUUUGUGCAUGUUUAUGGGAGUGCGUUCAAAACUAAUGUUGCGUUUAGACAAAAGUUCAAGUGAUACAGACGCAUAUAAAUAAAGUAAUAUAAUACAUUCA
Gekko japonicus is the source of this 2427-nucleotide messenger RNA. RefSeq lists its product as uncharacterized. The record is from RefSeq and is a predicted model, not a curated record. Bases 50 to 1687 code for a protein of 545 amino acids. Lineage: Eukaryota; Metazoa; Chordata; Lepidosauria; Squamata; Gekkonidae. The transcript has 3 exons.